CUCUUAACGUUCAGCUGAUGUCAUGCUUCUUCUUUAAUUGUUUUUUUCCCACAACACAAAAACGUAAAGGAUAUCUAAAAAUUCUAAAAGGAGCCGAAUUUAUAAACAAAUAAACGGAGUCCGUUUCUCAACUUUUUGCAUCGACUGAUACUGGCAAAUAUUGAAGAAAAUAAUUGAAUAUUAAUCAAAAUGUCCAGUGACUCGGGUUCAUCUGCAUCAUCGGAGGAGCACUAUAAGCAUAAGAAAAGUAAGAAACUCAAAAGGAAGUCAGAGAAAAAGAAGCACAAGAAAAAGAACAAGAAGGAGAAAAAACACAAGGACAAAAAGCAUUAUCAUCGAGAACAAUGUCAAGUAGAGCCCACGCCACCUCCUCUAAGUUUGGAUACAAAAAAUGGGACAACCGAUGCAAGUGUAGAUGCCUUUGGUCCAGCCUUACCACCUCAUUUACUUAAAGCAGAUAUAAAAACUGAGAGAAUGUUAAUAGGUCCUUCACUCCCAAGUGAAUUUUUAAAUUCAGUUGAGAGCGCAGAAAUCAAAUCUUCCGAAAUAUGUGAGAAGGUUGAUGCGGCUACUACAGUGGGUGAUGGUGAAAACGAAGACAUUGAUUUUUCAUUUGGGCCUAUGCCUGUACUCAACGAUUCUGAAGGCUUACCAAAAAUGAGUACAACACAAAUAGAAUUAGAGCAACGGGCUUUGGAACUCAAAAUCGCAGGCAUUGAAGGUACAACCGGUAAUACAACAGACGCGAACGUACGUGAGGAAUGGAUGUUGGAAUUGCCAGCGGUUGGACUAAAGGGAGGUUUAGCGGCGCUUUCGAACAUGAAACGAACGUUUCAUCAAGGAAAGGAGAGACCAGACUUUAGCGACCGUUCCUCUUGGACUAAAACUCCGAACGAUGAAACCAAGCCUUCCACGAGUACAACAAAGGCCACUACUACGGCUGAGGCAUUGAAGCGAAGUGCUGAAGAUGCUUAUGAAAAGCAACGUGAUGAAGAGCAAGCGCGUAUUGCAAAGAAACACAAGAAGCAACACAAGAGAGAUGAGUCGUUAGUUGAAAUGCACCAAAAGAAGUUACGAAAGGAGCAAAAGAAAAAAGAAAAGGAACUGGCCGCUGCAGGAGCUAAGCCCGAGCGACGACCAUUUAGUCGUGACGUAGAUUUGAAAUUGAACAAAAUCGACAAAAACCAAACAAAGCAGAUUGUUGAUAAAGCAAAAAUACUUAACACCAAAUUCGCAAGUGGGAAAACAAAGUAUCUUUAAAACAUCUUUGAGUUUAUACACUAUAUAAAUGUUUAAUAUAAAUAAUUACCAGAAUACAUUUUUCACUUAUAGAAACACAA
This is a messenger RNA of Zeugodacus cucurbitae (melon fly), 1340 nucleotides long. Its product is annotated as GPALPP motifs-containing protein 1. The transcript is spliced from 4 exons. The record is from RefSeq and is a predicted model, not a curated record. NCBI's taxonomy places the organism in Eukaryota, Metazoa, Arthropoda, Insecta, Diptera, Tephritidae. Bases 190 to 1260 code for a protein of 356 amino acids.